AUGGCAGCCCCAAAUAACUAUUAUUACGGCUACCUUCUAAUAAUUACCUGUGUUGUGUUGUUAACAGCUCAGGUUAGAGCAGGCGAUGAUGAUAAGGCCGCGGGUUCACUCCUAGGAGGAAAGAAGUUGAUAAUAGGUGUUCCCAAGAAACCAGCCAGCGGCUUCGUCCAAUUUGUGGAUUUACAACUCAAUUCAAGUAAUAAGAAUCAGGUCGUCAAGGCUACGGGCUUUUCCAUUGACGUCUUCGAAGCUGUAAUAGCUUACCUUAAGAGUUUGCAUUACAAUAUUUCUUUCGAGUUUAGAGCUUUUGUAGGCGCACAUGGAAACAGUGCUGGAAAUUACGACGCACUCGUCUAUCAGAUUUUUGAAGGAAAGUAUGAUGCUGUGGUGGGAGAUGUGGCGAUUGUGGCAAAUCGAUCAAAGUACGUAGAUUUUACAUUACCAUAUAGACCGGCUGAUAUGAGGAUGCUCGUGAAGAUUCGUCGUGAUCCACGGUUCAGAGGUGUCAUAGUCUUCAUGGAACGUCCAGUCGAUGAAGAUUCACCCUGCUGGAAACAACUCUGCAAGUUUGCUGUCCUGUGGCUUCCUGUAAUGCAGGCAGUUCUUCCUGAAAGAAAAUCAGUGGCCAAAGCAGGCUCUAGGUUUGUGUUGGUGUUAUGGCUGAUACUAGCAUUUGUGCUGAUGCAAAGUUACACAGCAUGCCUAUCAUCGAUUUUGACAGUACAUCAGUUACAACCUAGUUAUCCUGGCGAGAAUGACGUUAUAAAUGAUCCCAACAUUAACAUUGGAUAUCCUGGUGUCUCAUUCUUGAGGGGCUUAUUCGUCCAUCACUUGAAGAUUGAUAGUUCGAGGUUGAAGAAGUACUCCAGUAUUAACGAGUACAAGGAGGCUUUGGACAAAGGAAGCCGUAAAGGGGGUGUGGAUGCUAUUUUUAAUGAAAUUUCCUACCUUAAGAUCUUCCUCAGCCAAUAUGGUUAUUCUAAUUAUGCCUUGGUCCAAACCAGGCACCGCAAUGAUGGAUAUGGUUUUGCAUUCCCAAAAGGCUCCAACUUAACCUCGUGCUUUUCUAGAGCCAUACUAAAUGUGAGAGAGAGUGAAGAAAUGGACAGGAUUGAGCAGGAAUAUUUUGGAAGCAAUGAUAUCCGCAAGGAAGGCAAAGAAGACAUAACCAAUAAUGCAUCAGCAAACAAUGCAAGUCCUAGCCUUACCGCUUAUAGUUUUGCAGGUCUAUUCAUGAAUCUUCGAAGGCCAAGGAAACACAUAUACCAGUAG
Messenger RNA from Neltuma alba, 1272 nucleotides. Its product is annotated as glutamate receptor 2.9-like. Gene Ontology annotation, molecular function: ligand-gated monoatomic ion channel activity. The record is from RefSeq and is a predicted model, not a curated record. Lineage: Eukaryota; Viridiplantae; Streptophyta; Magnoliopsida; Fabales; Fabaceae. The transcript has 6 exons. Gene Ontology annotation, cellular component: membrane. Bases 1 to 1272 code for a protein of 423 amino acids.